GCCCCAGCCGCUCGUCGCGCGCCCCAUGCCGGCAAGCGGCACGCCGCCGCGGGGGGCUGGCGAACCUGGGGAGGCCGCAGGGGAGCACGACCAGUGGCCGCCUUGUCGGCUCUCCUCGCGCUCCCGCUGCUCCUCUUGGCGCCGCAGCCGACGGGCUGCAGGGCCUCCAACCCGCGCUUGGGGCUCGGCGUGGGCUACACGGGGUGCUGCAGCGGCUGGCAGAGGACGGCCACGCCCAGGCCGCAGGCCAAGCGGACGCGCCUGACCGCGCGGCGGCAAGCAGACAAGCCGCGGGCGGUGGACGGGGACCCGCUCGGCCUGGACCUCUCGGCGUCCGAGGAUCCCGACCCGCUGGACGAGGAGAUCGCCGCGUUCGCUGCCUCGGUGCUGCCGCGCGCCGAGCACAAGAAGCGCAAGAAGGAGCUCCUGGAGAGGCUGCGCAACCUCGUGCAAGUGGCGCACGGGUCGACCAUACGCGUCCUCGGCUUCGGCUCGUCCUUCAACGGCUGCGGCGAGGGCGGCUCGGACAUCGACGUGUCCCUCUACAUACCGCCGCACAAGAAGAGCUGGGACAAGCCCUGCUUCCAGGGGCUCGCGGAGGUCGUCUUCAAGGCCCAGGAGUACGGCCUGAACGUCAUGGACUGGCGGCCCAAGGCCGUCGUGCCCAUCGUGACGUUCGAGAUGGUGAUCGAGGAGAACGGCAAGAACGUUUCUUCCGGGUACACGUGCGACGUGUGUUGGAUGCACGUGCUCCCGCAGUACAACACGCGGCUGCUGCGCUGCUACUCGGAGCUCAUGCCCGAGCUGGCGCCGCUCGUGGUCGCCGUCAAGCGAUGGGCCAAGGUGUCCGACAUCUCAAAGACGUUCGACCACUUCAUCUCGUCCUACAGCUGGACGCUGCUGGUGGUGUACUACUGCCAGGUCUGCCACGACUUGCCCUCGCUCCACGCGGUAGAGCUGGACCAGCAGGGCGAGACCUGGCAGAAGCCCACGUCAGCCUACGAUUGUCGGUUCGUCGAGGUGUCGGCGAUAAAGCAGCUGGAGCCGCUGCGCCGCUACGCGAAGCGUACGAUCGGCCUGGGCCUGCUGCUCCGCGGCUUCUUCCGCUUCUACGCCACCCCGGGCGGCUUCGGCUGGGAGAAGGAGGUCGUCUCGGUGCGCCUCGGCGAACGGCGGGAGGUGGGGGACGUGGCCUUCAGCGACGAGCUCACCUAUCAGGUCGUCCACAAGAGGCGCAGGUUCGGAGUGCAGAGACAGGUCAGACCUGGGUUCCCGCGCUUCAGCAUCGAGGAUCCUAUAGAGGUGCACCGCAACCUCAACUUCGCGCUGCGCGAGCCGCAGCUGGAAAUGAUCCGGGAGAAGCUCUCCGAAGCCCACGCGGGACUCGAGGCGGGCAACAGCCUGGCGCAGCUG
This is a messenger RNA of Prorocentrum cordatum, 1413 nucleotides long. NCBI's taxonomy places the organism in Eukaryota, Dinophyceae, Prorocentrales, Prorocentraceae. The record is from the annotation of a GenBank genome assembly.